Messenger RNA from Dacryopinax primogenitus, 1480 nucleotides. RefSeq names its product tRNA pseudouridine synthase. Gene Ontology annotation, molecular function: RNA binding; pseudouridine synthase activity. NCBI's taxonomy places the organism in Eukaryota, Fungi, Basidiomycota, Dacrymycetes, Dacrymycetales, Dacrymycetaceae. Gene Ontology annotation, biological process: tRNA pseudouridine synthesis; mRNA pseudouridine synthesis. Gene Ontology annotation, cellular component: nucleus. The transcript is spliced from 5 exons. Bases 223 to 1296 code for a protein of 357 amino acids. The record is from RefSeq and is a predicted model, not a curated record.
CGGCAAAUACUCCACUCCAAGUUGGCUAUCUCUCUGGUGCGCAUCUUCGCGCAAUCCGCCUAUCGUCCGCGGUAUAUAUUACCACCAUAUAAGCACUGUGUAAUCCGCACAUCAUUUGCUCGCGCCUGGACCUUCAAACGGCGAGACCUUCGCGAGAUGCAAGCUGAGGGGCUGAAGAGGGAUAUGGAUGUACAAGAUACUGAAGAGCCAGCUGCGAAGAAGAUGCGGCUGGAUUCUGGUUCUGAAGCCUCUGGAUCAGCAGCCCUUUCUGAAGAGGGGAAUAGUGUCUCUACCGACCUGCUUGCCACUUCCCAACCUUCAUCCUCCAAGGAAGCAGACCACAAGUCCAAAGCGAAGCAAGCAAAAUCACAGCGAAUCAAGGCUCAGCAGCGGGCAUACGCUGAGAAACGAGGCAGGAACCACUGGGCACCCCGGGAGCCUCGUGAGUCUAAGGAAGAGGAAGAGGGAGAGGAAGGGAAACGACUGCCUAAGCGGAAGGUGGCUCUGUUGAUCGGUUUCUGUGGUACUGGAUGUCAUGGGAUGCAGUAUAAUCCUCCACAUAGGACGAUCGAGGGCAUCUUAUUCGACGCUCUGGUAAAAGCGGGCUGCGUCAGCGCAGACAACGCAGACGAUCCAACAAAGGUCGCUCUUUCCCGCGCAGCGAGGACGGAUACGGGUGUGCACGCCGCAGGCAACCUGGUGAGCAUGAAGAUCAUCCGUGAGCCGGAGGGUGUGGCGGACGUCAUGCGUGCUGUGAACGUGCACUUGCCGCCCGAGGUCAGGCUAUGGGGGAUCGUCCGCACCGCCAAUAACUUCAUGGCCAGGACGUCGUGCGAUAGCAGAGUGUACGAGUACCUCUUCCCGUCGUAUAUGCUCCUCCCGCCAAAACCGGGCACGAAGAUGGCAGCCCAGGUCCGGUCAGACAGGGCCCUCUCGGACGAGACGUUUGCGCAAGUCGAGCCUGGAGAGGCACACCCGUUCUGGGCUACGGAGGAGGGGGACGAGCUACAGCGGAAGAGGGCGUGGAGAGUCGGGCUGGAGGAGAUGACCCGGCUUGGAGAGCUGAUCAAGGUUUUCGAAGGGACGCAUAAUUUCUGGAACUAUACCGUCGGAAAGGAGUUUAAGGAGAAGACCGUCAAGCGGUAUAUGAUGAGCCUGGAAGUGCGAGAUCCGCAGGUGGUGGGGGACAUGGAAUGGAUCAGCGUAAAGUUCCACGGUCAGAGCUUUAUGCUGCACCAAAUUGUGCGUUCUCCCCAACCCUCCCAAACGCCCCCGUUCUCCGUCCCGGCCAGCUGACCACACACAGCGCAAAAUGAUAAGCAUGGCCAUCCUCGUCUCUCGCGGCCACUGUCCGCCCUCACUAAUCCUCGAAUCCUUCGGCCCGACACGUAUCGCCAUCCCCAAAGCGCCUGCCCUUGGGCUGCUACUCGAGUCUCCGCAGUUUGGGGCGUAUAACGCGCAUAUGCGGGAGCGGAAUCAG